Messenger RNA from Cladocopium goreaui, 1998 nucleotides. Lineage: Eukaryota; Dinophyceae; Suessiales; Symbiodiniaceae. The record is from the annotation of a GenBank genome assembly.
AUGGAAAGAAAGGCUAAGAUUUGGGAGAGCCUGAAGACUGCAAGCGAAAGGCUUGAGAAAAAUGAUGCAGCUACAGCAGAAAGAUUCAUACAAAUGCUUGAGGCGCUGGGAAAGAUGGAUCCGGCCGCACUCAAGCGAUUUUUGGACUCUUGCCCUUGCCCAGCUGAAUCGGUCCACUGCGUGCUUGGAGCAGCGCUUGUGAUCAGUUGCUUUGCAGAGCCCAUUCCUCCCAUUCCUCCUAGUCUUGAUGAAGAGCAAAGUGAUGAAGAGCAAAAGUACGCAGAAUUAGUGAAGGAAGAUGAAAAAAAUAAGAACGAGUACGAAAGGCUAAGGUGCCAAAAGGAAGUUAAGCUUGUUGCAGAUGCUUUUGAGGCGGCCACUGGUAAAGUGGCCAUCAUCAAGUUUCAGCCGAGUCGGGAUGAGUUUUAUGAGCUCAUCGAAGAAUGGAUUAAGCUGAUGACUCAGCAGGCAGGGGAAGAAGGAAGCAAAGACUUCCUGUUUUACUAUGCUGGUAAUGGCUGUGAGUUUGACCGGGAUCGUGUGUUCCGGUUCAUACCAGCAGAUGCCAAGCGAACAGAGGACUACAUCCCACUGCCAGGCAUCAUAGCCAAGAUUGAAGCUGAGUCAAAAAUCACAGGCUGCAAAGUGGUCUUUGGAAUUGAUGCCUGUCGCAGCAACCUUGAGGACGAGGUCAGUGCGGACAUUCAGGAGCGUUGCCACAACAACGAGUAUCUUAGGUUCUUUUCAACUCCGUCUGGGCAUUCUGCAGCACAUGAUAUAGACGCUGAAGAGAGCCCCUUUGCUCGAACCAUGGCACAGUCCAUUCCCCGCAUCACCAGUAGCCAUGAGAUUUACGCUGUCCUGGAUCAGGCCAUGAAAGCGAUUCGCAAAGUGGAACAGCAAGAAGAACCAGUGGUGCAAUAUACAGACCGCCCGCGUUCAAGCAGCUCCAGUGCCAAGAGUGCUUCGGGCAUUUUAUCCUCUGUUUCUCUACUCCUUUCCAGCUUGAGGAAAUGGGGCUACAGCAUUUUUCCGACGACAUUAAGUGCAAAGCUUCCAGAUUUUGUGGAAGACAUCCGGAAAUCGCACAGGAGGAGGGUCAACCGUCACACUGCCCCAAUCGAGCAGCCCCGGUUUGUCAUCCUUGGCAACACAGGAUCAGCAGCUGCUGCGGUGGAAGAUUUCCAGAAAUAUGGUAUGGGGCCUCAUUACCUCAUCUCGGAAAAGGGUGAUUGCAUCCAACUGGUGGAAGAACAGUACAUGGCCUGGUGCUGCAAUUUUGCCUUCUGGAAGUCAGCGAAUAUUGGGACACCUAACGAUGUCCCCAACAGGAUCCCUGGGGUUGGCAUCAUCAAUGAAUUGAAGACCUAUGCCGUCUCCAUUAUUUUGGAAGGUGAUGGUGAAAAGCCAUAUGAUGAUAAGCAAUACACCACUCUUGUUUCUUUGCUCAGAGAAAUCAGAACCAGGUGGAAAGAGCAUGGUGGAUUGCCACCAUGGAACGUCCUAAGUGCAGGUGAGGUGGAACAACGGCCCCCUGAGUGUCCAGCACCUGGAAAGAGCUUUGACUGGAGCCGAUUGGUGGACGAAGGUUUCACCUUGGAGGUCAACGGGGCUCAGACGACUGGAGUGCCCGAAGGCUUAGGUUUUAAGGAUGCCCUGCAAUCCCGUUUGCGAGAAUGGGGUUACGAAUUUGGUGAUAGCAACAACAACACGGACCUCAUGAACCGAAUGCGUGCCUUUCGACAUCGCUACAUCAGGGGCCAGCCAAGUGAUCCGUUCCAGGUCGAAUUCUCAGAGCAAGAUUUUCGCACCAUCACUGAACUCUUGAGACUCAGAUCACUCAGAUCUGCCUCCAAAGCUGAGGUUUGACAACAGACGGGAUUCUGCACGCAUGCCACAGUAUCCUUCCCCUGUUGCCUCCAAGUUCGUACCCAGAAGUCACAAAUCUCCCAGCUGAUGGCUGUUCUUCUCCGCACUAGUGAGUCGCUGGUGUGAAAA